UCCUCAGCUCGCCGACGACAACUCGAGUGAAUUUCCCGUCGCCAAAUCUUCCCGUUUUCUCAAGUGGAUUUUCCUCAAGGAUCUCAAAACUCUACCUAAAGAUGCACGCCGCAGCUGUACCUUCCCUCCUCCUGGGUUUAGUUCUUACAUUUGCCUCCGCAGCCACCAACCAGCAGAAAAUCGGAGUGACCGUCUACUAUGAGAGCUUGUGCCCAGGCAGCAUGGACUUCAUCAAGAACCAGCUGUACCCAACUUACAUGACUGACCUCGGCGCGUACAUGAACGUCACGCUCGUCCCGUUCGGAAACUCCGCCUGUACUGUCUUCUAUAAGGAGUGCUGCCGGUCCCAAGCCAAGAAAGAAGCUUUCCUCAAAUACGAAUCCAAUCCAACCCCUCAAGAACACGAGAUAUAUGCAAGAAUCCGCAACGCGACCAAUGAAAAAAUAACGAAAAUCAAAGAGAAUUACUGGGAAGGAUAUACGAAAGGCAUGGAGCGUGACUUUUAUGGAGCUCAGAGGAAAAUGUGGGGUGCAUUCCGAAACCAGCGAAAAGAAAUUUGUGAAUAUAAGCGUGUCCAGCAUGUAGAUAAGGAGCAAUGGUUUAAAUAUUUCUCUGAACUGUAUGAUGAAAGCAAUACAGACUCCAAUGGAAAUUUAGAAUUCAGAAAUGAAGAUAGUGUGAACAUAACUUUUGACAUGGUAACAAGAGCUAUCCAUCGGCUCAAAUUAAGGAAGUCACCUGGACCAGAUGGUAUAGGCAAUGAAUUUUUGAAAUAUGGCGGUGGCACUUUGGCCAAGCACAUCCAUCAUUUGUUCUCUAAAAUCUUACAGGAAAAGAAAGUUCCAGACGAAUGGAAGGAUAGCCACACGAUCCCAAUCUUCAAGAAAGGAAAUAAGCUUCUACCAGAGAACUACCGCGGCAUUACGCUGCUCAAUACCUGUUUGAAGCUUUUCACUACUGUAAUUAAGAACAUCUUAGAGGAAAUUGUAGACGCGGCUGAAGAGCAGCAAGGCUUCCGGAGGAAUAGAGGAACUACUGAUGCCAUAUUUACGAUUCGUCAACUAUCGGAGAAGGCUAUCGAAUUUAAUAAGCCACUCUUCCUAUGCUUUGUAGACCUUGAAAAAGCAUUUGAUCGCGUACGAAAACAGGAUGUGCUGCAGAUAUUAAAUGAGAGAAAUGUUCCCAGAUGCUUGAUAGAGUUAGUUAAAGAUUUAAAUACUAACACGAGGACCCAAAUUAUUACCGCUGAAGGUCUCUCGGAUGCCAUCGUCAUAAAUAAGGGAGUGAGACAGGGUGAUUCGCUUAGCGCAUUUCUCUUCAACUUAGUGAUGGACAAACUAAUUCGCGCCGUGCGACCAAGGCGAGGAUAUACGCUUAGGAACAGAAAUAUUAAUAUCAUUUGUUAUGCUGACGAUGCUGUGCUCAUAGCAGAUUCGGAAGAUGAACUGCAAAGAAUCUUGCAUACAUUUAAUAUGACAGCCAAGAAGUACAAUAUGAAAGUAUCCGCCGCUAAGACAAAAAGUAUGGUAGUCAGUAGAAACCCUAUACGAUGCGAGUUGGAAGUAGAUGGUAAAAUGAUCGAACAAGUGAUGGAGUUUAAAUAUCUUGGAGCAUUGCUGACAAGUGCAAAGGACUUAGGAACCGAAGUGCGAGACCAGGCACUCAAGGCGGCGAGAGUUGCCGGAUGCCUCAACGAGAUGGUGUGGCGCAACAAAUACAUGGCCCGAGAAAGUAAAGUCAGAGUCUAUAAAACAAUCGUUAGACCAGUGUUAACAUUUGCCGCAGAGACCAGGGCUGAGACAAAGCGCACCAAACAACAAUUCCGCACCGUUGAAAUGAAGGUCUUAAGAAAAAUAGCGGGCUUUACACUUUGGGAUCAUCAGACCAACGAGUCCAUCAGAGAUGCUUGUAAUGUGCAAGAUGUAGCCAAGUGGACUAGGAUGAGGAGAAAGAUGUGGUCGGAGCACGUUGACAGAAUGGAUGAAGAGAGACUGGCAAAAGUUUGUAUGACUGGACAACCCAUAGGGAAAAGACUGCCUGGACGACCGCCUAAGAGAUGGGCACAAAGCUGGCUCUCUUCUCCUGAAGAUGAUUGA
Bemisia tabaci is the source of this 2096-nucleotide messenger RNA. The record is from RefSeq and is a predicted model, not a curated record. NCBI's taxonomy places the organism in Eukaryota, Metazoa, Arthropoda, Insecta, Hemiptera, Aleyrodidae.